GCCCCAGCCCCAGGAGCCCACAUCGAAAUGGUCGUGCGGUGGAUUACCCGACUCGCCUCGGCUUUUCCGCCGAAGCACGUCGGGCAAGACCGCAUCGUCGCCUUUCUCGAAGCCCUAAGAGCGCUCCCCCGCCACGGCAUCCAGAUCAUCAAUCCAAUGCGAGAGAACGAUGAGGAGGAUAAGUUUUAUACCACACUGGAAGUGUGGCCGCUGGACGGGAACUUCCUGGCAUUGUCAAUCUCACUACCAGAUGAUGUGAAUGCAGCUUUUAUCUACCGCCACUACCCGGCAAUCCAGCCCCCGCCGACCGAUCGAGACCUUCGCUGGCGGAACUACCAAGCGGCGAUCGCGCGCUUCACAGUUCGGAAUCUGAUCGAUUGCACGCAUCUCUGCGCGCUGGAAGGAAUUCUACCGGACGACGGCUGGUACCCGGACUUGGACGACCCCGCGGGUCGAGACUCGGGGUACAGAUGGCUCGCCGGCUGGGUGAUCGCUGGGGCUCAGUGGCUGUUGCGACCCGAAGUGAGGGCCCAUGUGUAUCAGCAGUGCUUGAAUCGGGAGAAAGUCGGGAGGCGGGAGGACAUGUGGAGCAGGGAACGAUGGCAGCAGUGGAAGGAUCAAUUCGCACGCAUCGCCAUCGAGGAGAGGCUU
This is a messenger RNA of Aspergillus aculeatinus CBS 121060, 651 nucleotides long. RefSeq lists its product as uncharacterized. Lineage: Eukaryota; Fungi; Ascomycota; Eurotiomycetes; Eurotiales; Aspergillaceae. The transcript is spliced from 2 exons. The record is from RefSeq and is a predicted model, not a curated record. The annotation marks the transcript as partial.